GCGAGCUGUGAGCUGUGCUGCCGCCGCCGCUGCCCUUUGAUCCCGACAUUAGUGUUAGGGGCUCGGAGACACAGAGCGCGGCCAUAGACACCGACGCACCGGCACUCAUUUAUUUAUACCUCCCAUCACACACGCGAGCAUAGGACACACACACACUCACACCUAUUAGAUCCGUUUCCAUUGAAGAAUAUUACGCUCGGGGACAAGCCAGGUGCACGACCAAAAAAUUAAAAAAAAAAAAAAAGGAAAAAAAAAAAAAGAAAGGAAAGAAAAGAAGAAAACCCCUCUUCUGGCUCCAGGAAACAAGCUUCAACCCAUUGCACACACCGGAGAGAAGGGGUUUCCCCCUGCCCGCCCGCGCGCCCCCCAACUACCUCCCCUCUCCUGCCAGUGUCUGCCUCUCUGCCCCCACGGGGGUUUAUUUGAUCUCACAUUAACCAAGGAGGAGAAUGUGAGAAAAGGGGGAAAAUGCCCAGGAGGAAGCAGGAGCAGCCCAAGCGCCUUCCCUCACAUAUUAGUAGGCAGGACGAGGCGGAGGGAGAACUCAGUGAAGGAGAACACUGGUAUGGGAACUCUUCAGAGACGCCGUCGGAAGCAUCCUAUGGAGAAGUCCAGGAGAACUAUAAGCUGUCCCUGGAGGACCGGAUCCAGGAGCAGUCCACUUCCCCCGACACCUCCUUGGGAAGCGGGACCCCCAGCAGUCACACGUUGGAGCUGGUGGCACUUGACGGUGAGGUCCUGCGAGACCCACUGCAGUGUCCAGAUCACCUCUCCCCCGGCGUGUCUUCUUUGUGUGAUGAUGAUCCCGCAGGCUCCACCAAGCCCUUGAGCAGUAACUUGAGGCGGCUGCUAGAGGCCGGGUCCCUCAAACUCGAUGCCACGGCCACGGCCAACGGCAGGGUGGAGUCCCCAGUCAACGUCGGCUCGAAGCUCUCCUUUUCCCCACCGUCCCACCAUGCCCAGCAGCUCAGCGUGCUGGCCAGGAAGCUGGCUGAGAAGCACGAACAGAAUGACCAAUACACUCCAAGUAAUCGUUUCCUAUGGAAUCAAGGUAAGUGGUUGCCAAACUCAACCACCACCUGCGGCUUGUCCCCGGAUUCAGCCAUCCUCAAACUGAAAGCUGCAGCCAAUGCUGUUCUGCAGGACAAAUCGCUGACCAGGACGGAGGAGACCAUGCGAUUUGAGUCCUUUUCCUCCCCUUUCAGCUCCCAGUCUGCCAGCUCCACCUUGGCAGCUUUAUCCAAGAAAGUCAGCGAGAGAAGCUUGACUCCUGGCCAGGAACACCCGCCCCCGGCCAGCUCUUUCCUUUCCUUGGCUUCCAUGACCUCCUCGGCGGCCCUUCUGAAAGAGGUCGCAGCAAGGGCUGCCGGGACCCUUCUGGCUGAGAAAUCAUCACUGGUGCCUGAGGACCCUCUCCCGCCACCGCCUUCAGAGAAGAAGCAAGACAAAGUGACCCCGCCGCCACCUCCGCCACCUCCGCCACCUCCGCCACAAUCCUUGGAAUUAUUGUUACUCCCAGUUCCUAAGGGAAGAGUGUCUAAACCCUCCAACUCAGCCUCAGAAGAGGAAAGCGGAAAGCCUUUCCAGUGCCCCAUAUGUGGUUUGGUUAUAAAAAGGAAGAGUUACUGGAAGCGGCACAUGGUGAUUCACACAGGUUUAAAAAGUCAUCAGUGUCCGCUCUGUCCAUUCCGGUGUGCUCGCAAGGACAAUCUCAAAUCCCACAUGAAGGUUCAUCAGCACCAGGACCGGGGAGAGACCUUUCAGUGCCAGCUCUGCCCUUUCACUUCCUCCCGUCACUUCAGCCUGAAACUCCACAUGCGUUGCCAUCAGCACUUCCUGAGGACAGAAGCCAAGGUGAAGGAGGAGAUCCCAGACCCCGAUGUCAAGGGAUCUCCCCACCUCAGUGACAGUACCUGCCUGGGGCAGCAAAGGGAAGGAGGAGGGACAGAGCUAGUGGGGACCAUGAUGAAGUCCAGCACUCCAGAGAGGACUAGCCAGGGUGGGGCUGGCGUCUCGCCUUUGCUGGUGAAGGAGGAGCCCAAGGAAGAUAAUGGCCUGCCAACCUCCUUUACUCUGAAUGCUACCGACAGGCCGGCCAACCACACGAAGCUGAGAGAGCCCUCCGAGUAUGCAGCCAACAGUGCGUCCGCAUUGUUCAGCCAGGACAUCUCUGUUAAGAUGGCGUCUGAUUUUCUCAUGAAGCUGUCAGCUGCAAAUCAGAAGGAGCCCAUGAAUCUUAAUUUUAAAGUGAAAGAGGAACCUAAGGAAGAGGAGGCUCUAAGUGCCACGUUGCCUCGGUCCAACUAUGUGUUCAGCCCAGAGUCUGAAGUGCCAGCCCCGAGCAUCUCUGAGGACACACUUAAGCCCCAGGAAGCAAAGGGCAACGUACUAAGGCGGGAUAUGUCAGUCAAAGCAGCAUCUGAACUUCUCAUGAAACUAUCAGCGGAAAGCUACAAGGACACUCAGCUGGUGAAGAUUAAAGAAGAACCCAUGGAGGUGGACAUCCAGGACCCGCAGGCCUCAGUAUCACCCAGCCGCAGUGUUGGCUAUAGCACUUUAAUUGGGCGAGAGAAAACUGAACCCUUACAGAAGAUGCCAGAAGGCAGAGUGCCCCCAGAGAGAAACCUCUUCAGUCAGGACAUCUCUGUGAAGAUGGCUUCCGAGCUUCUUUUUCAACUGUCAGAGAAGGUGAGCAAAGAACACACUCACAUGAAAGAAAACACCAUCCGGACGACCACCAGCCCUUUCUUUUCAGAAGAUACAUUUAGACAAUCACCAUUCACCUCCAAUUCAAAAGACCUGCUGCCCAGUGAAUCUGUGCUUCACGGAAGAAUAUCAGCUCCAGAAACAGAAAAGAUAGUCCUCGAGGCAGGAAAUGGGUUGCCCUCUUGGAAAUUCAAUGACCAGCUUUUUCCCUGUGACGUGUGUGGGAAAGUAUUUGGCCGACAGCAGACAUUGUCCCGACAUCUGUCUCUGCACACAGAGGAAAGAAAAUACAAAUGCCACUUGUGCCCCUAUGCUGCUAAGUGCCGUGCAAACCUGAACCAGCACCUGACCGUCCAUUCGGUGAAGCUGGUGAGUACGGACACCGAGGACAUCGUCAGCGCCGUCACCUCUGAAGGCAGUGAUGGGAAGAAGCACCCUUAUUAUUACAGCUGUCACGUGUGCGGAUUUGAGACGGAGCUCAACGUCCAGUUUGUCAGCCACAUGUCACUCCACGUCGACAAGGAGCAGUGGAUGUUUUCCAUCUGCUGUACGGCCUGCGACUUCGUCACCAUGGAGGAGACGGAGAUAAAGGCGCACAUCGGCACCAAGCACACAGGGGAAGACAGGAAGACCCCCAGUGAAUCAAACAGCCCCUCUUCAUCCUCCCUCUCAGCUCUGAGUGAUUCAGCCAACAGCAAAGACGAUUCAGACAGCUCCCAGAAAAACAAGAGCGGAAACAACCUGCUGGUCAUCUCUGUCAUGCCUGGGAGCCAGCCCUCACUGAAUAGUGAGGAAAAGCCAGAGAAAGGGUUCGAAUGCGUUUUUUGCAACUUUGUCUGCAAGACGAAGAACAUGUUUGAGCGCCAUCUGCAGAUCCACCUCAUCACCCGGAUGUUUGAGUGUGACGUGUGCCACAAGUUCAUGAAGACCCCCGAACAGCUGCUGGAGCAUAAGAAAUGCCACACUGUCCCCACCGGUGGGCUCAAGUGCCCAUUCUGCAUUUAUUCCACCAACCGCCCCGCCGCCAUGGAGUGCCACCUCAAGACCCACUACAAGAUGGAGUACAAGUGCCGGAUCUGCCAGACGGUGAAGGCCAACCAGCUAGAGCUGGAGACGCACACGCGCGAGCAUCGCCUCGGCAACCACUACAAGUGCGACCAGUGCGGCUACCUGUCCAAGACCGCCAACAAGCUCAUCGAGCACGUGCGCGUGCACACCGGGGAGCGGCCCUUCCACUGUGACCAGUGCAGCUACAGCUGCAAACGCAAGGACAAUCUCAACCUGCACAAGAAGCUGAAGCACGCCCCGCGCCAGACCUUCAGCUGCGAAGAGUGCCUGUUCAAGACCACUCACCCCUUCGUCUUCAGCCGCCACGUCAAGAAGCACCAGAGCGCGGACAGCCCCGAGGAGGACAAGAAGGGCCCGGCUCCGGCCCCCAAGGAAGCCGCCGGCCCCGGGGCCCCGCUCCUCGUGGUCGGCAGCGCCCGCCACCUCCUGUCUCCCCUGUCGGUCAUGUCCGCCUCCCAGGCUCUGCAGACCGUGGCCCUGUCGGCCGCCCACGGCGGUGUCGGCGGCGGCGGUGGCGCCGGCGGCUCCGAGCCCAACCUGGCACUCAAGGCCUUGCCCUUGAAUGGCUCCCCCUUGCGCUUUGACAAGUACCGGAACUCGGAUUUCGCCCAUCUCAUUCCCUUGACGAUGUUAUACCCCAAGAACCAGUUGGAACUCACAUUCCACCCUCCCCGACCUCAGACUGCGCCGCCCAGCAUCCCGUCCCCCAAACACUCCUUCCUCGCCUAUCUCGGACUGAGGGAGAGAGCGGAGACUGUCUGAGGGCAGCCGGGCUCUGUACCAAAAACCAAGAGACAGAGACAAAAACACAAAACUCACAGAACUUAAACACAACCCCAGCAGGUGUACGUUGCUGCAAAACCUACAGACCCGCCCAGGUCUGACCACGUGUACUGUAUAUCUUUAGUGAGGAAUAGAGAAUUGGCUCUGUGUGUAUACCUAUUGCAUUGACCUGAAAGCUGCUUUAUCCAAUCUUCAGAGAGGUGACCUACUGCAUCCGUCUACCUUCAAAGGCAUGCCUCCCCAGCCACACACUCCCACCCUCAGCCCUUCUCCGUACUUUGAAAGGAAAUUCGUCUUGUUAAACCCUAAAGAGAGUGUCCUUAAUAGCAAUCAGCACUCGUAAGCUUCUGUACCGGUGCAUUUUGUUUUCUGUUGCGUGAAUGGGGCGUGUGGGCGUUUGUGGAUUUGGAAAGAGACAGCCGUGUGUCGUGUGCCAUAACAUUUGCACAUUCUUCGUACUGGCUUCUUUCACAGGGAUGAACGUUCUUUGCCCUCCUGGGUUGUUCAUCCACGACAGUCGCUCCCCGAGCUCCUUCAUUACCUUUCCCUCUCUAUUUUGUGGCUACAGAGUGGUAGGGCCUGGUGCUUAGGCGAUGAAGGAAUGGUAGACAUCUCAGUGCUGCCUGAGAUUUCCGACAGAGUCCUGGAGACCUUGUGCUCGCAUCUCUGGUUAUGAAGAUGCGAGCAGUUGAGAGCCCCAUCUGGAAGAAAUAGCUUGCAGCACUGCAGCCAACAUCACAACACUUAAGUGUGUUUUGUGUGUGUGUCCAUACGUAUGCAGUGUGUAUGGUACACACACACAGUGCAUCAUUUUUUUAAGGGCAGAUUAUAUAUAUAUAUGUAUGUGAUGUAUUAAGUCAGUGGUUAC
Molecule: messenger RNA, 5425 nt
Organism: Eubalaena glacialis (North Atlantic right whale)
Lineage: Eukaryota; Metazoa; Chordata; Mammalia; Artiodactyla; Balaenidae
Gene: ZNF827
Product: zinc finger protein 827
Exons: 14
Coding region: 469-4536 (1355 amino acids)
Biological process (GO): regulation of gene expression
Cellular component (GO): nucleus
Source: RefSeq, a predicted model, not a curated record